Thamnophis elegans (Western terrestrial garter snake) is the source of this 1595-nucleotide messenger RNA. It is a transcript of the gene GINS2, whose product is annotated as GINS complex subunit 2. NCBI's taxonomy places the organism in Eukaryota, Metazoa, Chordata, Lepidosauria, Squamata, Natricidae. Gene Ontology annotation, cellular component: GINS complex; nucleus. The transcript has 5 exons. Gene Ontology annotation, biological process: double-strand break repair via break-induced replication; DNA replication. The coding region runs from base 105 to 662 and encodes 185 amino acids. The record is from RefSeq and is a predicted model, not a curated record.
GGUGCCGAGGCGGCCAUCGUGGGGGCGAUUUCUCCUCAGGCGACGGCGGGAAGGAUUUUUGGAGGCUUCGUUUCGCGGCUGGGUUUUCCUUUUUUCCCUUCGUGAUGGAGGCCGCCGAGGUCGAAUUCCUGGCGGAGAGAGAGACGGUCACCAUCAUCCCCAACUUCAGCCUGGACAGGAUUUACCUCAUCGGGGGCGAGCUGGGCCCCUUUAACCCGGGGCUGCCGGUGGAGGUGCCUCUCUGGCUGGCCCUCAACCUGAAACAGAGGCAGAAGUGCCGGCUGGUGCCCCCCGACUGGAUGGAUGUGGAAAAGUUGGAGCAAAUGCGAGAUCAGGAACGCAAAGAGGACACUUUCACCCCAAUGCCUAACCCUUAUUACAUGGAAUUAACUAAGUUAUUGCUGAACUAUGCUGCAGAUAAUAUUCCAAAGGCUGAUGAGAUAAGAACUUUGGUUAAGGAUAUCUGGGACACGCGAAUAGCAAAACUUCGUGUAUCUGCAGAUAGUUUUGUCAGGCAGCAAGAGGUUCACGCCAGGCUGGACAAUCUGACUCUGAUGGAGAUCAACACCACCGGUGCUUUCCUCACCCAAGCUCUGGAUUACAUGUACAAGUUGCGAUCAAACCUCCAGCCAGGAGGGGCUGUCGAAUCCCAGGAAUUUUGACAGCAGGGGUUUUUCAUGAUCAGAACGAUGACUCUUUUCAGCCUUUACCUCUCUGGCGUUCACUGGCUUCAGAGAAGAACUAGGCUGUGGCAAACUGUGAUGUAACGUUCUUCAUAGCAUUUGUUUGUGGGGGGUAAAAAUGAUCUGCUAAACGAUCAUCAGCCUGGUACCUUUGCCAGUGCUACCACAGGGUUGCUGUUGUCUUUUGGCGGGUGAGGAGGACCCUUGACUCCCCUUGGCAAGCAGGCUCAGUGUGCCCAACACACUCCCAAGAUGCAUCAGUGUAACUAUUCAAGGUUGCCUGGCAUUUGUGCUAGCUUGUUUUCCUAGUGUUUGUAAGUUGGAAAGAGGAAGCAAGUUAGUUGCCCCUCUGGGGGACGCUGUUCCUUCAAGGUCAUGACCUUCUGAUCUGUAUGUAAAAGGAGAUUAUUUUAGUCUUCUGAAUGCAUAGUUCUCGGCACCUGCCUAGGAAGUGACUUGUGCUUGGCAACUCAACUUUACAUGCCACGCUGGAUUUGCCACUGUGUUACUCAUGGAAUCUACCCGCCCAUUACCUUCGGAGAUAAAGGAUUUUUUCCCCCCAGAGGCCAUGAAUGUGAUCACGGAGGUAUGGUGCCUUUUUGUGUGUGUCUGCCAAAAGAGACAGAACAGCUUUAUGAAGAAACGAAGCCACAAAACCCACAGAGUUUGGCUUCGGUUCCAUUUUUCUUUUAAAUGCUUGCUGUGGAGACUGUGACUAAACCAGCUGUUUGCAAGUAGCCAGAUUCUAGCUAUAUUAAUCAUAUAAGCAGUUUCACUGUUAGUCAUAAUAACACAUGUUGUUAGCCAUCAAUUUUUAAAUAUUUGUAGACAGCACUUUACAAUGCGGGGGCACUACAGGGAUUUGCUGUAGUGUUUUAUUAGGUAAUGAUCAAAUAAAUAUUUUAAAAAGCA